This is a messenger RNA of Rhizopus microsporus ATCC 52813, 531 nucleotides long. RefSeq lists its product as uncharacterized. The record is from RefSeq and is a predicted model, not a curated record. The transcript has a single exon. Bases 33 to 479 code for a protein of 148 amino acids. NCBI's taxonomy places the organism in Eukaryota, Fungi, Mucoromycota, Mucoromycetes, Mucorales, Rhizopodaceae.
GAAAAAAAUCAUACGAAUUAUAUAUCCGCGCAAUGGUCUCUACAAAUUAUCUCCUUAGUCUUUUGGUAUUUGCUCCUCUUUUGGUACAAGCUCAGCCCACAAACGCAGGCAACGCUGCCUUAGAUAAGCGAGAAUCCACCCAAUGCUACGGUAGCGGCCACUGGGGUUAUAUCAGUGAUGUCGUGGCAGCCUGUAAAAAGGCUUCCAGCGACUUUUCAAACAAGUUGGUCGGCAAGGAUUAUCCUAUGCAAAUAACGUAUGGUCCUUACAACACUGGAAGCGGAAGAAAGGCCGUCGUUGAUAUCAGAGCGGAGUACAUUCGUGGAAAUCUGUACGAUAGAGUUCGCUCAAACGAUAUCACUUAUGCUUGUAAAGAAAUAGUUCAAAAAUGUCGUGGCAAUAACCAAGAUACUCGUGGUGGAUCGUCUGUGCAAAGUGCAUUCAAGAUCUAUGUUGAUGUGAACGCAUGUAACUGCUAAUCUAUUGAAUUGUUUCUUUUCCUAGAGAAAUAAAUAAUUUGUAGUUGUGAAG